CAAUAAAUUAAAAUAUUAUUUGUCACGAAAUGAAGAGACGACAUACUAUAUUACGUGGCUCUCCUGGAAACAGCAAGAAGUCCAAAAACAUUCCUACCUUGGAGUAAUGGAAAACUAGAUUCAGAAGCUAUAUAACUGAUGCAAUGAGUGCAAUUGAGCACAUUAGAAACAUAUUUCCACAAGAACAACUGCAGAACCGGUUCCCGCCUAUUGUUUUUAAACAUCAAUUGUAUGCUUUAUUGGAAAAUAGAACGACAGUUGAUCAGCAAGUGAAUGAUCUUUUUGAAUGUGGGCGGAUAAAAAUAUUUCAUUUGGAACAUAGAAAUGAGGAGCAUAUGAUUGUAUUAACAAAAGAUUUUAUUGCGCACGUCAAUCGAUAUCACAAUAUUUCAUCUAGGGAAGGACGGGGCGAACGCAAAGAUAACAGGAAGUUAACUAGCAGGGAGCAAAUCAUAUCUCGAUUUUUGAUUGAGGUUAUUGGAAGUAUAUCAGAACUUACUAUCACUGAACAUACAAUGAUAAAUCAAUAUGGAUUUAAAGAUAAAGACAUUACAGAGUUGGUAAAUGCCGGACUUCUAACUUUAAGAGAUGCUGGAAGUUGGUGGUUCUCUAUACCUGGCGCUGGUCAAUUUGUAAAGAUUUUUAAAAAAGGAAGACAAGCAACAAUAAGAAUGAUUAGAGCUACUAAGAGCAGAGAAAUUCUAUUAACUGAACUCAGGUCUCGUAAAUCACCUGCAUCUAUCAAACUUGGUCUAACAUAUCACACACAUGAUCUAGUUGGAUCUGAUUUGAUAAAGUGCAUUCCUUCCACCAGUGGACUGGUUUUAAGGAUAGCAGAUGAUUAGCACUUGGCAGUGAUCUUCUGCAAUCAUAGACAACUCACAUUCCUGUGAUAGCUCCUACUAACUGGAAGAUGUUUUAAUUUUGUGCCUAGAUUAGCACAAAUCGUCAGUAUUACACUGUGCUUUUCUAUUUAUAUUGCAACACUUUAGUAGAUAUUAUAGUGGGAUGCAUGUCGAAGCCGAGUGUUCUUUUUCGAUUUCCAUGUUUAGAGUUCAUACUAUUUUGAAGUUCUUAUUCUAUUGUUUUUAUAUACUAGUCUUUAUAGGUAAAUCAUAUAAGUGGGGUUAUCAAAAUAUUUGCCAACUUUUAUAUUUAAGUUUUAAUUAUUGCAAAGUCGAAAGUGCCAUUUAUACAAAUUUUGACAGUCAUUAUUCCUAAUGUAUCUUCUGUCUGUAUUUAUUUAUAUUAAAUAUUUCAUGAUUCAAUGAAAAUGCCACCACAAAUUGGCAUCUAUCCUAGUACCUCCACAUAAAGAUAAAAUCAGACACUUGUUUCCUGUUGUGUCAAUGAAUAUAAAAAUUUAUUUCAAAAUAUAUUAAAACUUUGAUGAUAUCAAUUCCUUUCUUGAACAGGAUGUUUCAUUUCAGCAUACAAUGAGAAUAUAUAUCAAGUUUAUAAUAUUAUUUGUAUAUAUCAGGCAUUUACACGCUUGGCCUUGCAAGAUAUGCAGUAAUAAUGUUGAUAAAGAUAAGCAUUGCUCCAAGAUAAGAGAGGACUUAAAAUUACCAAAAUUGAAUUUGUCAUCUAUUCAACUGCCACCUCUGGAUGUAACUGUUGACUCACACAUCGAAAAGUCUGGCUUUCACAACAUUGUAAUCACUACUGUCAAUUUGAGUUCUGUUGCUGACAAAGAUUUUGCAAACCACUGUGUUAUUUUGUAUGUUCAAACAGUGCCAAGCUCAUUUUUUAUUGAUCAAUAUGAAGUACAAAGGAAAAGAAAUAAAUUUGUGGAACUCUUCAAUGAAAACAUAGAUGUGGAACUUCCGCAGUAUUUUGCUCAUGAAUCCACUGUUUUAUUUUAUUCGUCAUUAAGCGUUAUAGAAGGGAGAAUGGUAUCGAAAAUUUCCAUGCCGUGGCACUCAAGAUACCAUCUGUGCAGCACAGAGAAUGACGUAAAUAAAACUCAUAUUACUGCAGUUAUACCACCACCUAAAAUAAUGAUAUCUUGCGUUGAAAAUAGCAGGAUUUUCAAGGCCUUUGCUGUAUCAUUCGAGUAUAAAGGGUCAAGUUUGCAUAGCUUUAUCAGAUGUGUUCCUUGCCCCUUGUGCAGAAAUAGUAACAAACACUGUUGCACUUAUAAGAUCGACUUGUGUAUGGGUCCCAUUGGAUCAUAAAAAUGGCUCCGAAAUAAAAAUUGAUAUUCCUGUAGGAGCACUUUCGGAUGGUCCUUUUGUCAAGAUAACCACACUUAUUGUCACAUGGUGUGGUACUCUUCUGAUAGGAUGGUAUGCAUACAAACAUGCCUUUUGAGUAAUGUCACCGUUGGAAAUUUUGCCACAAAUAACAUGUGUAGAGAAUCAAAUGUGUGGAAGAAGACUUUGAGUGACUUCAGUCAUUUGAACCAAACAACUUUUUAUGAGAUCAACUAUGACUUGCAGAAGAAAAAGGAGAGACUCUUACUUGAAUGAUUCAUGACUUGACUUAAUUCUAAGGAGUGGUUGAAGGUUUAGAGAAUUGCAAAAGUGGUAACUACAAUGGCGUUUUACGAUUUAUUAUUAGUGUAGCACAAAAGGAAAUAAAAUACCUCCUAAAAUAGUGUAUGCAUUUUUACAUUUUAUAAAAAUUUGAUACUAUA
Molecule: messenger RNA, 2638 nt
Organism: Styela clava
Lineage: Eukaryota; Metazoa; Chordata; Ascidiacea; Stolidobranchia; Styelidae
Product: winged helix repair factor 1-like
Biological process (GO): positive regulation of Ras protein signal transduction
Source: RefSeq, a predicted model, not a curated record